Messenger RNA from Striga asiatica, 5404 nucleotides. NCBI's taxonomy places the organism in Eukaryota, Viridiplantae, Streptophyta, Magnoliopsida, Lamiales, Orobanchaceae. The record is from the annotation of a GenBank genome assembly.
AUGGCCUUGCCAUGUGUUAGACUGUUAGUCAACCCGUAUGUUGCUUCAUCCACUUCAAGAGCUGUCACUCCCUUCCCUCUGUUGCAUCUGUUGUCACUGGGACCUUUGUCAUGGUUUCUAUUUGCUAUCUCCUCCUGGAAGCGCCUCUUUGUUUCUUCCUUAAGGCUUUAUCGAACUAAAUUCAAACAAGGUAUUAAUAUUCUCAGUGAAGACAGUUGGUUGACUGCAUCACCAGUUAACAUCAUUGUUGGUUCUCAUGUAUGGGUUGAGGAUCCAGUCUUGGCUUGGGUUGAUGGACAAGUAAACCGGAUAGAUGGCCAAGAUGUUCACAUCCAAACCACAAAUGGGAGAAAGGUCGUUGCAAACAUUGCAAAAGUGUUUCCAAAGGACACUGAAGCACCACCUGGAGGUGUAGAUGAUAUGACUAAGCUUUCAUAUUUGCAUGAACCUGGAGUUCUGCAAAACCUGGCUACUAGAUAUGAACUUAAUGAAAUAUAUACAUAUACUGGGAAUAUUCUGAUCGCAAUAAAUCCUUUCCAAAGACUACCGCAUCUAUAUGAUACUCACAUGAUGGAGCAAUACAAAGGGGCAUCCCUUGGCGAGCUUAGUCCUCAUGUUUUUGCGAUUGCGGAUGUUGCUUACAGGGCAAUGAUCAACGAAGGAAAGAGCAACUCCAUUUUAGUUAGCGGUGAAAGUGGUGCUGGUAAAACUGAAACGACGAAAAUGCUGAUGAGAUAUCUUGCACACUUGGGUGGUCGUUCUGGAGUCGAAGGACGGACAGUUGAACAACAAGUUUUAGAAUGCUUGAAGCAUUUGGAAAUGCCAAAACUGUCAGGAACAACAAUUCCAGGCAAUCGUUUUGGUAAAUUCGUUGAAAUCCAAUUUGACAAAAGUGGUAGAAUAUCUGGAGCAGCUGUUAGAACUUACUUGUUGGAGAGAUCUCGUGUUUGUCAAAUCUCUGAUCCUGAAAGAAACUAUCAUUGCUUCUAUCUUCUCUGUGCCGCACCACCUGAGGAAAGAGAGAAGUAUAAGCUGGGAAACCCAGAAUCAUAUCAUUACCUUAACCAGUCUAAGUGUUAUAAACUCGAGGGAGUAAGUGAUACUGAGGAAUACCUUGCAACCAGAAGAGCUAUGGAUAUAGUUGGGAUCAGUGAGGAAGAGCAGGAUGCUAUAUUCCGGGUUGUUGCAUCAAUCCUUCAUCUUGGUAAUAUUGAAUUUUCCAAAGGAAAGGAAAUUGAUUCUUCUGUGAUUAAGGAUGAGAAGUCAAGGCUUCAUCUCAAUACAACUGCCGAAUUACUCAAGUGUGAUCCGAUUAGCUUAGAAGAUGCACUGAUUAAGCGAGUGAUGGUGACACCUGAGGAAGUUAUCACAAGAACUCUUGAUCCAGAAGCUGCAUUGGGAAGCAGGGAUGCUUUGGCAAAGACAAUAUAUUCUCGUUUGUUCGAUUGGAUUGUGGAAAAGAUAAAUAACUCCAUUGGGCAAGACCCCAACUCAAAAGCAAUAAUAGGAGUACUUGACAUAUACGGGUUUGAAAGUUUUAAGCACAACAGCUUUGAGCAGUUCUGUAUCAAUUUCACCAAUGAAAAAUUGCAGCAGCAUUUCAACCAGCAUGUAUUCAAGAUGGAACAAGAAGAUUAUGAGAAAGAACAGAUAAACUGGAGCUACAUUGAGUUUGUUGAUAACCAAGAUGUUCUUGAUUUAAUUGAGAAGAAACCAGGAGGAAUAAUUGCACUGCUCGAUGAAGCUUGUAUGUUUCCUAAAUCUACUCAUGAAACAUUUGCUCAGAAGUUAUAUCAGACAUUUGCCAAACAUAAGCGCUUCAUCAAGCCGAAACUCUCACGAACCAAUUUUACCAUAGCUCACUAUGCAGGGGAGGUCACAUAUUUGGCAGAUCUGUUCCUGGAUAAGAACAAAGAUUAUGUGGUGGCCGAACAUCAAGACUUAUUAACAGCUUCAAAGUGCUCUUUUGUAGCUGGUUUAUUUCCCGCUCUUCCUGAAGAAUCAUCAAAGUCCUCCAAGUUUUCCUCGAUAGGGUCACGUUUUAAGCUGCAACUACAAUCUUUAAUGGAGACGUUGAAUUCAACAGAACCCCAUUACAUCAGAUGUGUGAAACCAAACAAUGUUCUCAAGCCAGCCAUUUUUGAGAAUCUUAACAUAAUUCAGCAACUGCGAUGUGGUGGUGUUCUUGAAGCUAUUAGAAUCAGCUGUGCUGGAUACCCCACCAGACGUACAUUUGAUGAAUUCCUUCUCCGAUUUGGUGUUCUUGCUCCUGAAGUUUUGGACGGGAACAUCGAUGACAAGGCUGCGUGCCUGGUGAUUUUGGAUAAGAUGGGACUAAAGGGCUACCAGUUAGGUAAGACAAAGGUCUUUCUACGAGCUGGGCAGAUGGCUGAGCUAGAUGCUAGGAGAGCUGAGGUUCUUGGAAAUGCAGCCAGAACAAUUCAAAGGCAAAUCCGUACUUAUAUUGCACGGAAAGAUUUCGUUGUUUUGCGCCGAGCUGCUAUUCAGUUGCAAUCAUGUUGGCGAGCUAUAUCGGCUCUCAAUCUUUAUGAGCAAUUGCGACAAGAAGCUGCUGCAAUCAAGAUUCAGAAGAACUUCAGAUGCUACAUUGCCAGGGUAUCCUACUCAACGUUGCAAAAUUCUGCCAUCAUAGUGCAGACUGGCAUGAGGGCAAUGACUGCUCGCAAUGAAUUCAGAUUCAGGAAACAGACUAAGGCUUCUAUCAAAAUUCAGGCCCAAAUGCGUUGUCACAGAGAAUAUUCUUAUUAUAGAAGCCUUCAAAAGGCUGCAAUUGUUACCCAAUGUGGUUGGAGGCGACGUGUGUCUUAUUGCACCAUAUGUAACCGUGCUUAUGUAUUGGCUCAGGCUGCAAGGGAAACAGGGGCCCUAAAAGAAGCCAAGGACAAGCUAGAAAAGAAAGUAGAAGAGCUUACAUGGCGCUUGCAGUUUGAGAAACGAUUGAGGACUGAGCUGGAGGAAACAAAAGCACAAGAUAUUGCAAAGUUACAGGAUGCAUUGCAGUCAAUGCAAAUACAAUUGGAAGAAGCCAAUGCUAGAGUGAUAAAAGAACGAGAAGCGGCACGUAAAGCAAUUGAAGAAGCUCCACCAGUCAUUAAAGAAACCCCAGUCAUGGUCCAAGAUACAGCAAAGAUUGAUGCAUUAACAGCUGAAGUUGAAAGUUUGAAGUCUUUGCUGCUGUCAGAAAAGCAGGCUGCAGAAGAAGCUAAAAGUGCUGCUGCAGAUGCUGAGGCCAGAAAUAUGGAUUUGGUUAAAAAACUAGAGCAAGCUGAGGGGAAAUUGGAUCAGCUUCAAGAAUCUGCACAAAGGCUUGAAGAGAAACUGUCAAACCUUGAGUCAGAGAAUCAAGUACUUCGUCAACAAGCUCUAACCAUGUCACCUACAGGCAGAUCUAUGUCUGCCCGGCCUAGGACGACUAUUAUUCAGAGAACUCCCGAGAAUGGAAAUAUUCUAAAUGGAGAAACAAAGCUUGCAAAUGACUCUGCCCUUGUUGUGGCCAAUCCAAAGGAGCCUGAGUCUGAGGAAAAGCCGCAGAAAUCUCUUAAUGACAAGCAGCAAGAAAACCAGGAUGUCCUGAUAAAGUGCAUUUCACAAGAUUUGGGAUUUUCGAGUGGCAAACCAGUUGCCGCUUGUGUCAUUUAUAAAAGCCUUCUCCACUGGAGGUCAUUUGAGGUUGAGAGGACUGGUGUGUUUGACCGCAUAAUUCAAACUAUAGCUUCAGCAGUAGAGGUCCCUGAUAACAAUGAUGUAUUAGCCUACUGGUUAUGUAAUGCAUCCACAUUGUUGAUGCUGCUUCAACACACACUCAAAGCAACUGGGGCAGCUAGCUUGACCCCCCAAAGACGAAGAACAUCAUCAGCUUCUCUUUUUGGGCGGAUGUCACAGGGUUUAAGAGCAUCUCCACAGAGUUCACUUCUCAACAGCCGGCUGCUUGGUAGACUUGAUGACUUGAGACAGGUCGAAGCCAAGUAUCCUGCGUUGUUAUUCAAGCAACAGCUUACUGCUUUCCUGGAGAAGAUAUAUGGAUUGAUCAGGGAUAACUUGAAGAAAGAGAUCUCCCCUCUGCUUGGUUUAUGUAUCCAGGCCCCCAGAACAUCCCGUGCUAGCUUAGUGAAAGGACGUUCACAAGCAAAUGCUGUUGCGCAACAAGCACUAAUUGCUCAUUGGCAGAGCAUUGUCAAAAGCCUGGACAAUUGCUUGAAGAUUAUGAAAGCAAAUUAUGUUCCUGCUUUCUUGGUCCGAAAGUAUUUGCGUUUAACUUUAUUUUCUUUCAAACUGCUCAGUCUUCUUUUACGGCGCGAGUGUUGCUCAUUCAGCAACGGGGAGUAUGUGAAAGCUGGGUUAGCUGAGUUAGAACAAUGGUGUUGUUACGCCACUGAGGAAUACGUAGGCUCAGCUUGGGAUGAAUUGAAGCACAUCAGGCAGGCAGUAGGAUUUUUGGUCAUCCAUCAAAAACCCAAGAAGACCUUGAAUGAAAUUACAAAGGAACUUUGUCCUGUGCUAAGCAUCCAGCAGUUGUACAGGAUUAGCACCAUGUACUGGGAUGACAAAUAUGGCACUCACAGUGUUUCUUCAGAUGUCAUCUCAAGUAUGAGAGUUAUGAUGACAGAGGACUCGAACAAUUCAGUAAGCAGUUCGUUUCUAUUAGACGAUGACUCAAGGCAUUUUGUGAAUUAAUGCCACUUCCAUUUGUCACAGANCCAUGCAACAAAUAGAUGUAGCUGAUGUCGAGCCUCCCCCUUUAAUCCGAGAAAACUCAGGGUUUGUGUUCUUACAUCAAAGAUCAGAUAAAUGAUUUUGCUUUAUGAUAUGUCCUAAAAUCCUGCACUCGUUGCCAAACGUGAAGCACAGGUGCUGCAUUCGUUUGUGCAUGCUUUUUCGAAUGUUUAUUGUUGUGUCCAACAUCUCCAUUGUAUAUUUUUUGUCAAAAUUUGCUCGGGCGAUAGUAAUUGAUUUUCGUCCGGGUUACUUUAAAUUUUCCCUCCUAUUUGCCUCGUCAACACGAGAGCACUGUUUGGAGACACCAUAGUGCUUGUAGGUUGUGAUGAAUUGCAAGUUAUUAGGCAUAUGGAUUGAGCUUUUGAUGGGUUGUUUCUCUUGGUUUUAUUUUUGGGUGUAAAUCGAUAGAAAUUGCAGUGUUAGGCUUUAUUUAUUAUUUAUUUGAUUUUUUCGGUGGUGUGAAGAGUGUUUGCAGGGGUGUUGUUCUUGUUUUGAUGCAUACAUGGCAAGUGACACAAGACAAAUUCAUAUGUAAACAGAUUGAUUAUUUGUUUGUUUGUUUGUUUUUUCAGAUUUUUUUUUUCUUCUCUUUAGAUAAAUAACGAACCAAUAAAGCUAUUGUUACUAGACCUAACAACUAGAAAGUUAUAUUUUUCAACAAAUCUGC